Serendipita indica DSM 11827 is the source of this 795-nucleotide messenger RNA. NCBI's taxonomy places the organism in Eukaryota, Fungi, Basidiomycota, Agaricomycetes, Sebacinales, Serendipitaceae. The record is from the annotation of a GenBank genome assembly.
AUGCCUGGACGCAAGCCAGAACGCUGCACGUGGUCAAAGAUUCGUCAUAACAAAGCUAUUCAAGAUAGCAAAAAGAACGUGCUCUACUCUCGACUUGCCAAGGAUAUUCUUAUCGCCGCUACAGUCGGGGGCUCUGCAGACCCUACAACUAAUUUGCAACUGGCGACGAUGAUCAAGAGAGUCAAGAGCUUGGGUCUGCCGAAAGCCAAUCUCGAAAGGGCAUUAGCAAAGGCAGCAGGAAGUGGUGAAGCAACGGGCCAAGAAAUCGUCUACGAGAUCAUGACUAGUGAUCGAAUAGGAGUACUAGCAGCAUUCGUCACGGACAACCCUGCACGAGCGAAGCAAUCUAUCAACAAGAUUGUCAAGGAGAAUGAGGCACGCUUUACACCGACUGCAUAUCUCUUCAACAAGAAAGCAGUCGUCUGCGUGUCCGUUCCUAAAGCCGAGGCGGCCCAGAAGAUGGAGCUACUAUGGGAUCUCGCCAUCGAGCUUGGAGCAGAAGACAUUCAAGAGCUUACCGAGGAUGAACCAUCGAGUGCCGAGACCAACGACGAGGUGGAGAUAGAGAUCAUCGCACCACCUGAUUCUCUUUCGAAUGUCACCAAGACGCUCAGUCAACCGCCGCAUUCGUUCAAGAUUACCGAGUCUGAGUUUCAAUGGCGACCCGCAGAUCCAGAGUCGGCCAAGGCAGGAGCAGAAGAGAUGAGCGAGGAAUCGAGAAAAGCGUUGAGCAACUUGGUAGAAGAGCUAGAGGAGAAUCCCGAGUGCGUGGGCGUGUGGUGUAGCAUUGACUGA